AAAAUAUAGCACUUCUUUAGCAGGCCAUUUUUUUUUAUUUCAUUUUUAUUCUACUUUAUUACCAUUAGCUCAUGUUUCUCCUUUCCGAGCUUGAAGAUACCGUGAAGAUUGUACCAAAUGACUUUAGAAAGAGUACAACUGAGGCCAUUACAGGCGUGCUGAAUGAAAAGUUUGCCAACAAAGUUGUUCAAGAGGUUGGCUUGUGCAUUUGCGUACGUGACAUUAUAGAAGUAUCGGAAGCACACAUUCUCUACGGUGAUGGAUGCACCUACACAAAAGUUAAAUUUAGACUGGUAGUAUUUAAACCUUUUGUGGGAGAAGUGUUGACUGGAAAAAUCAAAAGCUGUUCACCAAGCGGUGUUCGAGUUACUAUGGGUUUCUUUGAUGACAUUCUUAUCCCUGCACCUACUCUUCAGGUCGGAUCUGAAUUUGAUGCAGCAGAACAAGUUUGGGUAUGGAAUUAUGAUGGAGAAAAAUUGUUUAUGGAUGUGGAGGAACCUAUACGAUUCCGUAUCCUACAUGGACUGUUUACAGAUACCACACCUACAACCCAUCAUGGUGCAGUAUCUGGAGGUCGUAGACAGUCAGUUGCAGACUUAUCCGCAAGUAACGAUUUGGCAGCAAACUCUACAAAAAUACCUCCUUAUUCAUUAACAUGCACAAUUCAAGAGGAUGGUCUGGGCUUACUCUCUUGGUGGGGUAGCUAAACGAGUUCAAACAAUGAAAACAUUUUUCUUCAUAAUCAUUAUUUCCUUAUUUCUUUUCUUUUCUUUUUUUUUGGAUGUAUUUCGAUGUCUCUUCUAAUCUGGGAAAGCGUAUAUGCUUUGAAAUAAAUACAUUGAUAAACAACUUUCGCAUGGU
Molecule: messenger RNA, 861 nt
Organism: Phycomyces blakesleeanus NRRL 1555(-)
Lineage: Eukaryota; Fungi; Mucoromycota; Mucoromycetes; Mucorales; Phycomycetaceae
Exons: 6
Coding region: 72-707 (211 amino acids)
Biological process (GO): DNA-templated transcription; transcription initiation at RNA polymerase III promoter
Cellular component (GO): RNA polymerase III complex
Molecular function (GO): DNA binding; DNA-directed RNA polymerase activity
Source: RefSeq, a predicted model, not a curated record